This is a messenger RNA of Papilio xuthus (Asian swallowtail), 393 nucleotides long. RefSeq lists its product as uncharacterized. The record is from RefSeq and is a predicted model, not a curated record. Bases 1 to 393 code for a protein of 130 amino acids. The transcript is spliced from 2 exons. Lineage: Eukaryota; Metazoa; Arthropoda; Insecta; Lepidoptera; Papilionidae.
AUGGUGCGUCUAAUCGCUAUAUUAUGUCUCCAAGCAUAUUUUUUAACAGAAGCUUUCGGCAUACCUGUAGGUAUUCCAGGAGCGGGUUGCGCGAACGCGCUACCAACAAUGUUACCAGGACCUGCAAUCGAGGCUUAUUCAAUGGCAACACCAUUUAUUAAUAACAUUCAAGUAACUCCAACUAUCUCAGAAUUAGUACCAUCAUUACAAUACGGAGAUAUGACAAUGGGUGGUGAUUUACCAAUUGGUGGGACUAUAAAAGUUUGUGGUUGUUUCCCUGUCUAUGGUAUGAUCGCAGUAGAUGGGGCAUUACCUUCUGCCGGUACAGCUGUAGUAGACGAUUUAUUUGGAAGACAAUCUUUCGAAGUCAGAUGCGGUGGACCAUACUUUUAA